Molecule: messenger RNA, 2307 nt
Organism: Cryptococcus wingfieldii CBS 7118
Lineage: Eukaryota; Fungi; Basidiomycota; Tremellomycetes; Tremellales; Cryptococcaceae
Exons: 8
Coding region: 1-2307 (768 amino acids)
Source: RefSeq, a predicted model, not a curated record
AUGUCCUCUUCGACCACCGCAGCAGCUCAGGCCAAGAGCGUUCCCAAGCUAAACGUCGUCAUCCGCUGGAGCGCAGACCCCCAACAAAUUUGCCGCCUGCUUUCUAUCAUCAAGUCCAACCCCCUAUGGCGUCAAGCAUGUUUCCCUCAAGGCAUCACCACCGUGCCCAAGCUAUACAAGAUCUAUAUCGACAUUUUCCUCGUCUUCUGCAACAAUGACCCAGCAAUCAAGGCCGCGGAGAGGGAAGGACUUGUCCAGAGAGUGAAAGGCAGCGGUGGGAAGAAAAAGUGGGAAGCGACGGAGCGAUUCAGCAGUAGGGUGGGAAAUCCCGUAAGGAGAAAGAUAGACUCAUUGAAGAGCGCCUUGAAAUCCGGGACGUACACCAGCACUCACAACUUUCGUCCGUCCUGGAAGAGUUGGGGCGACGUGCCCAAUGGCAUUAGGGCUACUCUCCAAGCUGAACAUCCCUAUUAUUUUCAGCUAUUGGAACUCGCCCAGUCAUCCUCCGAGUUCGUCCUCCCCCCGCGCUCCGCAAACGUCGAAGCAAGCCAGUCCGGCCGCAAACGCAAACUCCAACCGUCCCUCGACGUCGAAGACGAUAGAGGCCCUCGAGUGGUUAAUCACAAACGCCCUCGGACCCUUUCACCCUCUUUAUCCUAUCAAACCGAGAGUGUAAUGGAGGCAGACGAUAGUGGCAACGAUGAUACAGAGCCUCCGGCUUCGAGAAGCAAUCAAGCCCCAUCAUCUGUCCCCGUGUUGUCCCCUCGCUGGAAUACAGAUCCCCACGCCGAAGACGAUAGAGGCCCUCGAGUGGUUAAUCACAAACGCCCUCGGACCCCUUCACCCUCCUUAUCCUAUCAAACCGAGAGUGUAGUGGAGGCAGACGAUAGUGGCAACGAUGAUACAGAGCCUCCGGCUUCAAGAAGCAAUCAACCCCCAUCAUCUGCCCCCGUGUUGUCCCCUCGCUGGAAUACAGAUCCCCACGCCGAAGACGACAGCGGCCUUCGAGUGGGUAAUCACAAACGCCCUCGAAUCGCUUCACCCUCCUUAUCCUAUCAAACCGAGAGUGUAAUGGAGGCAGACGAUAGUGGCAACGAUGACACGGAGCCUCCGGCUACAAGGAGCGAUCAACCCCCAUCAUCUGGCCCCGUUUUGUCCCCUCGCUGGAAUACAGAUCCCCAAGAAGUUUCUCGCCUCCUUUCCGUCAUACAAACCAAUUAUCUAUGGCGCCAAGCUUGUUUCCCUCACGGCGGCGCCUCUGGCUCGGAAGACUACAAUGUCUAUAUUGAGAUCUUCCUGCGGGCCUGCAAAGAUGACCCCGUCAUGGAAGUCGCAGCGAGGGAAGGUUUAGUCAAAAGGUUGGGAGGGAGCAAUGGUGGAAAGUGGAGGUGGACCGCAACGGACAAGUUUGACAGUCAGGUAGAAAACCCUGUGAGAACGAAGACAUCGUCAUUGAUGAACGAUUUCGUCACGGGUAUAUAUGAAAGUGACCACGGCUUUCAUCCUUCUUGGACGAAAUGGACAGAUGUGUGUGUGACCAUCAGGGAAGAUCUCCAGGCCUUACACCCCUAUUACUUUGAACUGCGCAGCCUAGUCAAGCCAUCUUUGAAAGUCAUUAAUCUUCUCCGCAAAUGCGGGCUGGUCAUUGAGGGAGAGGCGGCACACGUGAGCAAGAGUGAACGCGCGGCAGCAGACCCUUCAACACCUGUACUGUCUCCUUCCUGGAAUAAGUACAAGAAGACAGACACCUGGUACCUUAUCCACUGUAUUGACAAGUGUCCCCGAUGGCGUCGGACCUGUUUCGGACCCAGCGGCAGCACUUCCGACUCCAUAUACAAAACGACCUGCCUUGAAAUCUUCCUCUUUUUUUUCAGGAGUGAUCCGGUGAUGGAGCGGGCGGCGAAAGAAGGACUGGUCACAAGAGUGAAUGGGGGCAGCGGGGAGAAGCCGUGGGCCGCGACCAAAAAGUUUGGGAUUAUUGGGGUGGUUAACCCGGUAGAGACAAAGUUAACGUCACUCAAGAGAGACUUCGACGCGGGCCUGUACCAUAGUCAUUACGGUUUUGAUCCAAAUUGGAACAAUUGGAAGAACGUGCCCAACGACAUAAUGGGUGUGCUCAAAGCGAAACAUCGUUAUUACUUCAAAUUGCGCAGGGUCAUCGAAAAAGCCAACCGGCCCUCUGAUACCGCAGUGUCCGAACGACCAAAGCGCAACCAGCAAAAGAACAACAAGCCGAAGGACAACCAGCAGAAAAACAAGAAGCGGAAGAACAAGAAGCAGAAGAACAAGAAGCGGAAGAAGCAGUAG